This is a messenger RNA of Aphanomyces invadans, 534 nucleotides long. RefSeq lists its product as hypothetical. NCBI's taxonomy places the organism in Eukaryota, Oomycota, Saprolegniomycetes, Saprolegniales, Verrucalvaceae. Gene Ontology annotation, molecular function: zinc ion binding; nucleic acid binding. Bases 1 to 534 code for a protein of 177 amino acids. The record is from RefSeq and is a predicted model, not a curated record. The transcript is spliced from 3 exons.
AUGGCGAAGGGUACGCACUACCAACUUACCGCACCGUUCAGCAUGCAACCAAGCAUCGAUGACCAGAAGGCACUGGGGAUCCUCAUCGAGACGAUCGAGCCCAGCCACCCACCAUCAGCCGACAAAAAGAUUGAUCGCAUCCAAGUCGCGAUGGAAUGGACCAAGCUCACCUGGGACCCGCGCCAGGAGACACUGCCGGACUUUUCAACCGAACGGGGCGAGCGCAUUUCGUCCAAGAGCACAUGCCACUACUGUGUCAAGACUGGGCACUGGCAGGCCGAAUGCCGAAAGAAGAUCCGCGAGAGCGGCCGCCACAGAGCCAAGAUGCGCGACACCAAGGAAGACCACUCCAACGCGGCGGUAUACAUGUUCUCAAGGUUCGAGAACGGACAUGACCAAGACAUGGUCAACUCAGACGACGAAUCGAAGGAUAACGAAGACAUCCAACCCACCGUCAUUGAUGCCGGCAACACUGAACCCAUCUACCUUGGGGAACCCGGCGAAGUCCUUCCACUCCGCACUGACCCAGACUAG